Cokeromyces recurvatus is the source of this 1115-nucleotide messenger RNA. RefSeq lists its product as uncharacterized. Bases 69 to 965 code for a protein of 298 amino acids. The record is from RefSeq and is a predicted model, not a curated record. NCBI's taxonomy places the organism in Eukaryota, Fungi, Mucoromycota, Mucoromycetes, Mucorales, Mucoraceae. The transcript has 4 exons. Gene Ontology annotation, cellular component: mitochondrion.
UUUUUUAUUGGGAGGGGGGAGGGGUACUUUUUUUUUCCGUUUUUUCUUCUUCUUCUUCUUCCUUAUAAAUGUUCUCAGCAUUAACUCGUCCACUUUUUCAAUUGUCCAGAAGAGACUUUCAUAGAUCAUUAAUUAAACGAAAUUCAUAUAAUGAUGCUUCAAAACCAUUUCCACCUCCACAACCUACCAGGCCUGUUGAUAUGAUAAAUGACAUGAAUAAUAAUGCGAAUGCUACGUCACCCACUUUAGAUGCCAUUGUAGAAGACAGUAAUAAAAAGGAGCAUUCAUUUACAGCAGAUACUAGUUUUAGAAGAAGUCAUCAUUUUGAUACUUAUGAGUUAUUAACCUUUCUCGAAAAUCAUGGAUUUAAAAGAAAGCAAGCAGAAGUGAUAAUGAAAGGUAUUAAAUUUCGAAUUAGAGAAUGCACUGCCUCAGUCAAACAACAAUUACUAUUUGCAUCCGAUUUAGAAAAUGAUACUUAUUUAUUUAAAGCGGCCUUAUCAGAGUUAAGAACAGAAAUACAAAUCAUGAGGAGGAAUGAUAUUCAGAUGCUACAAAAUGAAUUAUCUUUAAUAACGAGAGAAGUAGAAGGAUUAGAACAAAAGUUAAAUGAAUCUCUUGCAGACUUGAAAAAUGAAAUUCAAAUGGAUAUGAAUAAUAGGAAGAAUGAGACUCGUGAAGAACAAAAGUCGAUGGAUAUCAAAAUUCAAGAAAUAAAUAAUAAAUUUACACUACAGUUAGGUGAUAUUCGAACAGAAAUUGAAGCUGUUCGAUGGGAGACGAUAUGGAAAGGAUUAACGGGCGUUGUAUUGGCAGGACUUACAAUCUCUAGUUUAGGUUAUUUAUUAAAUAAGCAUUCAAAUCGAAAAAAGGCAAAAUUAGAAGCUGAUCGAAAACAGAAACUAAUAGAAGAAAAGGAAGCUAAUAUAGAAGCUGGAGCAGCUGAAAUGGAAGUCAUUUUUUAAAUAACAUAUACAUAUAUAUUAUAUCCUAUUUUUACAUGUUUAAAUAUCUCUAUUUUAUUGUUUUUUUCUUUCUUUCUUUCUUUCUUUGUCUAUAAAAUAAAUACAUGCUUUUGUGUGUGUGUGUGUAUGUGUGUGUGUAUGUGUACUAUA